AUGUACUAUCCGCAGCAGCAACAAGCUAAGAACAUGCAUGCUUUAAGGAUGCACAACCCUACUGAGAGGCAUAUGAUGAUGCAAGGAGGCAAUGGAACUGGUGAUUCAGGACUUGUUCUUUCAACUGAUGCUAAGCCUAGACUAAAAUGGACACCAGAUCUUCAUGAACGGUUCAUAGAAGCAGUCAAUCAACUUGGAGGAGCAGACAAAGCUACACCAAAAACAGUAUUGAAACAGAUGGGGAUUCCUGGACUUACUCUCUACCAUUUAAAGAGUCAUCUACAGGUAACAUGUUAUUUCAAUGAAUGACCAAUAUAAUUAAUAUAAGAUGUAUUUAAUUUUGGCCAUAUUAUUUAUUUAAAUUUCCAGUUUAAUUAUGAUAAUGUUAUGUAGAGAUUGCAAUUCAAGUAGUGAAGGUGAACACCAUGACACAUGUUUACUUGUAAAUAGUUGGUUACUUGAUUUGGAUUUUUUAUGUUCCUUUCAAGACAUGAAAACAAAAUCAAUCUUUUGAAACUUAGCCAAAGAAUCAGUUAAUUAUAAAAUAGAACCUGCUCACUAUUCUGUUGUAACUGGUAAACUAAUUAGCUUUUGUAACAGAAGUAAAUUUC
This is a messenger RNA of Cajanus cajan (pigeon pea), 611 nucleotides long. The record is from RefSeq and is a predicted model, not a curated record. NCBI's taxonomy places the organism in Eukaryota, Viridiplantae, Streptophyta, Magnoliopsida, Fabales, Fabaceae.